AUGGAAUAUAAAGAAAAUAUCGAUACUAAUACACAAAGAGAUAUAGAAAACACACAACUAGAUGCCCAAAAAGACUAUUAUCUAUUUGAAAGUUUUGCAACUCAAUUAAAAUUUUUAACUGUUUCAAGAGAAAUGCUAACCAAUGCAAUAAAACUGUUUAAUAGCAAGAUUCAAAGUGAUAUUGACUCAUUUCCAAACAUAUCUUUUUUACCAGAAAUAUUUGUACAAGAAUUCACUAAAUUUAUGCACGAAAACUUUUUUAAUGAUUCUGAACCGAUGAAAGAGUUCUUUGCUACACUAAAAAUAUUAAUUUCAAAUGCAGAAAGCUUUAAUUUUCUUGUUGUAAUCGGAAUCUUCGAUGAGAUAAGUUCAGCAUUUGAAAAUGGAGAGAAUGUACUUACAUUUAUUGAAAUAUUUGACCUAAUUACAGAAAUAUCAGAAAAUUAUCCAGAUGCUAUCGAAUAUUUUGAAAAAAUCGACUAUUUUUCAUCUUUAAAGUACUGGAUCACUCAACAAGGAACUGAAGAACAUUAUCUCAGAUUUUUUUCUUCUAAUAUCUCUGAAAAUAGCACAGAUAACUAUAUUUUGCAAUUUCUUCAGAUAAUAACCAUGACAAUUCAGUUCGAUCAUGUACAAAACCCAGAAAAUUAUAUUUAUUCAUUAAGUACAUUGUUUUCAGUAGAUUUUUCAGAUUAUGUCAAAUCCCAACUUGAAAACAAUCAAAUAAUCAUCGAUUUCAUAUUAAAAACAAUGAUGCAGCAAGAGUAUUCUGAUGUUUGCAUUCCAUUUAUUACAAAUUUGCCGGGAAAAAUAAAUAUUGAUUAUGAUCCAUUUAUUGCAAAUCUGAUGAUCCUAUGGAAUGAAAAAAUACAACCACAAUAUAUACUACAGUUCUUUAUUGAACUAAUGAUUAAUUUUGAAACAAAAAAUUUUGUUCAUGAUUUAAUCCCAAUAUUAGUAGAAAUUCCACAAUAUUAUUCGAGCUUGGAGUUCGAUUCUAAGGAUGUAUGUAAGUUUUUUAUCAUAAUUUGUCUUCUCAACUUACCAAAAUCAGAUUUUGGCUCAUUCAUGACAGAAGAGUUCCAAGAAAUCCUAAUUGAAAUGCAUGAAGUCACAAAAUACCAAAAUCAACUUUACAAAGUUUAUUUACGAAUUGUGACUGAAAUUAACCAAGAUUUUCGAAAUAAACUUGAGAAUAUAGCCGAAGAUAUUGCAGAUGAAGAGAUUAAUGAAGAAGAGGAAGACUCUGAAUACCAAGAUUUAAUACUCCAGGUUUUAUCUAAUUGA
Molecule: messenger RNA, 1287 nt
Organism: Trichomonas vaginalis G3
Lineage: Eukaryota; Parabasalia; Trichomonadida; Trichomonadidae
Exons: 1
Coding region: 1-1287 (428 amino acids)
Source: RefSeq, a predicted model, not a curated record